GGGGGGUGGGAUAAGCCACUCAAGGUUGUUUUAAUAUUAGCUCUUGAAUUAUUCAAUUAGGAAAAAGUAAAGAAUUCAUAUUCUUUUUCUUUUCUUCCUUCCUUUUUAUUUUGUUUUCUUGGAUGCAAAACCAGUUUAAAGGUGCUUCAACCAAUCAAGCUUUAAGCUUAUGUUGCAACACCUUUGUAUUUCAUUAUUUACUUGUGUUUUAUAUAUAUUUAUAUAUUAUCUGUGUAUUAUUUUACAUUGUACAUUGUGAACAUGCAUGCAUGAAUAAAUAAAUAAAUAAAUAACUUAUACCAGUUAAUAAAUAGAGGAAUAGCUUUAGUUAAAUGAGAUGAAAUGAAAUGAAAUAGUUAUUAAAAAUGGAAAACCAUGGUGAGAUUGCCGUUCCACGUCUUUCGUUGCGUUCUGACUAGUUGCCCUAGUUUUUUUCUAAUCCCCUUGGAUUAACGGCCAUGAGUGAUGUCGUAAUUCUGCUACAAGGGUCCAGCUGAUUAUUCUGUGUAUUCCCUGUGAGAUCGUAAAUUAGCUUCUGCAGACAUUGAGCGCUGACGAUUCAAUACCUUGAUACAUUUAAAGGAAUUCGCAAUUAAAGCAUCUAGCAGAGUAAACAAAGUUAUAAAUUAAUUUCAGAUUUGUCCUCGGUUACUUUAUAUAGCCUACUAGUACCAAAGAAGUGUAGUCGGUGAAUUUAGAGAUCGGGAUUAUUUCUUAUAUGAAAGUUUUCGAGUAGUAAAAAGAUAAAUAAAUAAGAAGGAAAAUGAUGUAGGCCCGUUUAACUUGUUUUUUGCUUCAUUGUGAAUUUGAAGAUUUCCCCUCGGGUUUAGUGCUUCUUGCCUUUCUUCAUUUAAAAUUUACCCACCCCUCUCCGAUUCGCUCUCUCCUCAAUUCUUCUUGGCUCGGUGUUCUUUGGUGUGUGUUUUUUCUAGUCCUUUUUGACCUCAUAUGGCCCUGUUUGGGUGUGAACGUUCAAGACCACAUGUCACCAGCCUCACGCUCUGAGGGAUGAGAUAACUGAUUGUUUCAUUUCAACAUUAACGAUCAAAAAUACGUUUCGAGCUUGAUUACAUACACCGCUCACUUCAUUCGAGUAACCUUUUUUUGCUCUGCUACUUCGGCACAGAUGAGAUCAGAUGAUCAAUAUAGGCUGUCCGAAUCAACGAUUUCUGUCUGGAAAUUUGAAUGAUUUGAUGAUUCAACUUUGUCACGUGUGUAUUUGGGAUUUCCCCUAAACCAUUCAAGAAAAGAUCACGGGAGGAAAACUUCAACUCUUUCUUGAGAAUUUGUUAAUAUUACUGUUUGUCUGUUCAAUGGAGAAAUAGAUUUCAGACAUUGACGUGGUAUAAUGUGUCUACGGUCGACGUCAUAUGGCAUUAGGCAUUACAGUCAGUAUUUGAUUAUCGACAGAAACUGUUUGCGAGAGUGUGUUGUCAAGCUUCGUUGAAUGUGUACUUCUUUAAAGGUUUACGUAAAAAAGUCAAACUCUUACUUAGCAGGUCUUAGUAUUACAUGCAUCAUAAUUAUUUCGCAAAGGGUUAUUUUACAUUUUACUGUCAUUGACGAUGAAAGUGACAUCAAGAAUCAAGCGCGGUUUUUAAUUCAUUCAGUGACGCAAAUGGUAAUCUUUAGCGUCAAGUAGAAAAAAAAACUUUGAUUACUAGCUUCGAAAUUAAUAACAAUGCGAUAUGUCGGUUACAGUCAAACUGUUCGCCACAAUCGCAACCUUGUGUCUCCUCCAUCGCUGUUACCGUUGCGUCAGAAGAUGGUCCCGUCUGUAUCAACGCGCCAAGUACAUGAACCAAAACGUCCCCUCUGUCCAACCUCAUUGGUUGUGGGGCAAUGUUUUUGACAACCCGGGAAUCUUCCAAGCAGGUCUAGAUUGGCACAUCAAAGCAGUGUCGAGAUGCAGACGUAUGCUUGUCUAUUGGGGGUUCUGGACGCCAUGUUUAAUUCUCAACCAUCCGGACACGAUGAAGGAAAUCUUAAAGAGCUCCACCAUUUCUCGACGGCCAGCUGGCCGGACUGGUUACCAUAUUCUCGGGGAAUGGCUAGGCCAAGGUAUCGCUACCUCUGAUGGAUCUCAUUGGAGACGGAAUCGUAAACUUGUGAUGCCGUUUUUCCAGUCGAAUUGUAUAAGGAAACAUCAUGUGCCAGUUAUUAAUAAGGCUACUGACAUUCUCCUAGAUAAGCUUGCAAUCAAAGCAGACUCUGCCACACCCUUUGACUUCAGUCACAUGAUGUUCAAUUUAUCAGGUGACAUCAUAUACCGCGUGGCGCUCUCUCAUGAGCUUGGUUGCCAGCAAGGUGGUUCCCCGGUUCUUGAUUCACUCAAUGUACUUACCGAGAUCGGGACUUCCAGAAUCUUGAAUCCAAUCAUGGCGAAUGACUUUCUUUUUCGGAUGACAUCGAAAUACAACAUGUGGAUUGAAGCGUUGGAAGUGGUGAACAAACUUUCAGAACAACUUAUACAAGAGAGGAGGCGACAACACACGCAGGAAUCGUGCGAGGCAGCGACGAAAUCAAGUGACCUGCUUGACACUCUUCUUCUCUCGACCUACUCUGAUGGAAAACGACUAACGCAUCGAGAAAUCCGAGACGAGGUAAAUACAUGCAUUUUCGGAGGCGUUGAUACAACGGGAAGCGCCCUCACAUGGUUCUUUAUGGACAUUGCAAAGCAUCCUGACCAUCAGACACAGGUACAGGAAGAGAUAGACAAUGCUCUCCGUGAUCAUUCAGAGGAUGGCACUGACUGUUAUGAUGAACACAAGCUCCCAUACCUGAUGCAGUGCGUCCGAGAGUCUCUACGUCUCCACGCCAUGCUCAUGCCAGCAAGGGCUCUGCUGGGACCACUCACCGUAGAGGGCGUCACAAUUCCUCCGAAGACCGGCGUCAUGAUAGAUUUUUACCAACUACAUCACAAUCCCGACAUAUGGGGUGAAGAUCACAUGGAGUUCCACCCUGAGCGCUUCGACCAGGAGAUAUCCGCUAAGCGCGACCCCCAUGCCUUUCUUCCGUUUUCCAUUGGUCCACACCAGUGUAUCGGGCAGAAGAUCGCAAUGCAGGAGCUAAAGAUAAUUGCCAUUCGAGUUCUGAGAAGAUUCAGUCUCCGUCUUGUCAAGGAAGCUAAGACAAAGUUUCGGAUUGUUGGUAAACCGGCUAGUGAAGUCGUAUUAGCAAUCAGACAUAGAAAAGGUCCCGAUAUUUAGAUUUCAUCUGGAGCCGUGGAACGAAUUUGAAGGGGGGGGGGGGGGCUGAACAUGAAAAAACAAAAAAGUGCGUACGUGUAUGAAUACAUGAACUCUGAAUUAAGGUAUAUCCUCUUCUAAUAAUUUUUUUUUAGUUUGCCCCGACUAAAGUGAGUUGUUAAGUCUUUCAGUUUCCAUACAUGUUAAGUGAUAAAGAAGAUGCACGCGAAGAUAAAUUCAUUUCAAUUUUCAGUCAACGGCAGUAAUCACUCUUAGCAGCGGAUUCAGUGACAUUGUAGUUGAGGAAAAUAGGAAGAUUUUUUUUUUCAUAGAAAUUUGCUUAAUAUCUCAAAUGGUUAUCCACAUGGUGUCUGUGAAUCAGUUCUCGUUAAAUUUCCAAUACGUGACGACGAUUGAGAAGUUUUAAUGUUAAACUCGGGAAGCUUUGAUUAUGUAUUCUACACGAUUUAAAACAUUUUUUGCCACAAUUGCGAAUCAAACAAGUAAGAAUUUAAUGAAUCUUCACAUAGCUUAUUUGAAGAAUACAAUGCAAAUCAUUUGUUUCCAUUGCAAAGACAGGUGCAAUAUGUUUAAGUGGGGUUUAUAUUACUAACAGCAGGUUCAAAUUAGGUGUCGUUUUCCUUAUUUUGUAACGCGAGUAUAUAGGUUCCCCCUCUCCUAAUUCCUAUCGAGCGAAAUGCGAUGUCAGCAACUAUCUUGAUCUCUCUGCAUCAUUCUAUACAUGAUUUAAUCACCCGUAGGCCCCAAUUUAGGUAUUGUCAGGAAUGGACAGAAGACGACACUCGGUUUCAAGUUCUUCAUUUGAAUAAAUAUUGUUGACCGCAAUAUAUUCUGUUCAAUAAUUAGUGACAUAAUAUUCGUUGCGAAAUAGAAUAACUUUCCCCAAAGUACACUAUAGGCAAUGACAUGACGUACAUUAUGAUCAUUAUCAUUAAAUCCCCGUAAUAUUGCAUUUCCUCUUAUAUUCACUAUUUUCCUCUCUAUUCGCUUUAAGAUGAAAUAUAAACCCAACGAUGCAAUAUCAAUUUUUAAACGUUUGUUGUUAGUAAAGUCCGUGGAAUGUCUUUCGCGUUGGAAGGGGUCGAUUUCUUUGAAAUUUUGCGUUCGUUUGUUUUAAUCAAGUUUAAUCCCUCGAAAACGAGAACAUUAUUUCUCCCUGAGUCCCUCCCUGUCAUAAGGGUGUCUGAACAAAUAAAAGCUCCUGGUCAAAAUGUCUUCUCUGUCGACUAACAACUAAAUAAAAACGGAGUAUCCGCCCUUAAUAUCCAGAGAGAUUGCUUGUUAUUACACCUUCCUCGCCUUGUUUUGAGUUUUUCCCUCUACUUUUUUUUUCCACUCGUACAGUAAAAGCCGGAAGGGUUCGUGGCAAGAGCUAAGGUAAACCAGUUACCUCACUUCUCUCCCCGCUCAAAAUUAUUCUUCAGAAGAUCACUGCUUGUUAUUUCAGUCAUGUUUCACGAUACGGCGAGACUGUACAAUUUGCAGUCACCUGUUUAGCCCAUUCCAUGCCAGUACUCGCUAAUUGCAGCAUAAUCACCCAAUAAAAACGCAAUUCUGCCGAGCAAAUUGUAGACCCUUCAACCUGGAUUUGAUAGUGAAGCCAUAUUUGAUUUUCCUCUCUUCUACAUUAAACAUUUUGCUUUUUUUCAUGUGGCGACACCAUUUUCUCCACAUGUCAUACUGCAAUGGCGCCGCUAUCGACGUGCGCCCCGCCUCGCAUUUUCAUUCAAAAAUCAAUUGUUAUGAGCAAACAGACGAUGUCGUACGGGCAAACGUCAUACAUUAUUAAGAUGCAUUGUCAGAAACACCUGGAUAGCAUUUCAACUGAUCACUGGCAUACAACCAGGGGCCCUUUUCAAUGAUCAGGGGUCUUCUAUGAGGGGGAAAACAAAUUAUUUCGCAUUUGUAACUUUCUAAUUCAUUUUUCGAAAUGCUGUUUCCAACAAAAGAGUGUAAAUGUAUGCUGAACCGUUUCUCUGUCUACUUCAUGUCCUCAGGCAUUGGCUUGUGCAUUUAAAUAACUUAAUACUCUCAUAGAUGAGAUGAUACUGAUAGUUCUUGAAAGAUGGGCCAUUAUUCUGAGAUAUCGUUGAAAAGAAUCAAAUUACAAAUUAAUAAACAAAUGUCAAUAGAUAUGUAAAUAAAAAAAAUGAGUAAACAUUAAAAAUGAAUAAAUAAAAUAGCUGAAUAUAUAUGAACAAAUGAAUAAAAAGUUACCUCACUCCAAUUCAGUGAAAUUCUGUUCGAUACCAUUGCAAAGUAUUACAGGUAAACUUAUAGAAGACAGCGAGUACACACUAAAAUCGAAGCAUCUGUGCAAAUUAAGUGAUGAUUUGUUACGAUGGGUCUAUGGCAAUCAUAUUAUAUAUGGCUUGGGGUAUAUACAGAUUUAUUCGUUUAAGUAUCAGCUGAUGUGCAAUUAGAAUAAAACAUAAUAAUAAAAAAUGGCAGUAUACAUAUUGAUCGUCACGAACCCCUGGAACCGUUCGUGAAAAUCCCCUUUCUCUGAACUUGAGGGAGAUGGUGGGUUGUUCUCUUCGAAGUACUCAAUGUAAGUGCCGUUUGAAAACCUGUUUUUUAAAUAGGACAACUCGUUUUUCCAAUUUUAAAUCGUUUGAAAGGUUCACAACUUUGAUAGGCAGGACCUUAACAAAAAGUUCAAACAGACAAAGAGCAAACCGAUUAAAAACAUGCUCUUAGGGUAUUAAGACGCUUUCAGAAACAACAUCGGCCAAAAUAACCCUUAACAAAUAGCCCUUUUGUCUUGAUUUAAACUUCGUAUACGGAAACAGACAUUUGCAGCAGGUUUGUAUCGUCUAUUUGAUUCCACCACAAUCAUCAGUGACUGCAAGGAUAGUAAAGAAGAAUUGUUUUGAUUUUUAAGUUAAAAAAAGAUGGUGAAAGGUUGAACAAAAUUGGACAACUAUUGGGAAAAAAUGUAUUUUCAAAAGUUGUAAAAAGUUGCAAUCACUCUCCCUCCGGGGAUUUGAAUUCGGAUGUAUAAAUAACCGGAUUCUGGUGAGGGGGAAAAUGAAUUAUUGAAUAAUUGAAUCAUUUUAUUAUCAAGGUUGAAUUAUUUUUAUACAUUUAUCUCGUUAGCACUUUUUAUGAUGAACAUCUGUCUUAAGAAUAUUUCAUCAAUUAAAAUAUGUGUUGGUUUAAUAUUACAAAAUAUGUUUGUUUACACUGAAUGAAUACAUGCUUAGAAUUCUGGACUCUUGACUUUCAAAGUAGAACACACGAUUGAUCAGGAAACAAAAUGGAAAUAAAUAAAAUGGAAGCUGAAAGUCAGUUUGAUCCGUGGUACCGUACAUCUUUCCGGGUUUUUUUCUUAGCAAUUAUUAGCGAGUUUUCUCAUAACUAUGCAGAACAAAUUUUAGAACACAGUAAAUGUAUUGAAAAUGCCUGUCAAAUGACAAUUAACAGCUUGGAGGUCUUUGGCAUUAAUAAUUUAUGAGUCGGCACAACAUUUCGUGCUUAGUUUUGAACCUGGCGAAAAAUUACAGAUAUGUCGUUUGUCCAAAGUCCAGGAAAAAAAUUCUGUUUUGAUUUACCAAUUUUCGACAAAGAUUUAUUGGUUGCUCAUUGUCAUGAAGGUAAUUUGACAAUACAUUUUCUAUAUUCGUAAACGCGUUCUGCGUGGCGGUGCGAUAACUCGCUUCUGUUUUAUUCUGCGAGCACAGACCCCGAUUGGAAAUAGUGUCAAUUAAAGAAUUGUAAGACGAUUGCGCAGAUUUCCAUAAAACAAUUUCUAGGACGUCCUAUCAGCCCUGGACCCCGUCUUACAAAGAUUAUUUUACGAUUGAUCCGAUCAACCUCAAGUGUAUGGAAAUCCAUCAAUAUCAUAAUUUUUUCUUCAGGAACGUUGUACAAUAUCCUUUGUAAACAAAGAGAAGCACACUGGAUUAUCAAGUAAAAUGUGAAUAUAAUAUAUACAUCAUAUCUAGAAAUUAUUCUAAAUAAACAUGUAUUUAAGAUGUUGACAUUGUUCGCUUUCCAUAGAUGUGGUUGAUUGGAUCAAUCGUAACUCUUAAGGGAUGUUGCAAGAAAACAUUUGCGAUCAAUUGCAAAUAUUCUGUUGCAAUUUUACAACUGAUAGAUCAACGUUAGCUGUAGCAAAUCAGAUUAAACUUCUUGUUUCAAGGAGCAAAUUAGCAAUCAAUCACUAAUUUGCAAUAAACUGCAAGACAUUUAAUUGAUUUAGGGACCAAAAAUUGACUUGCAAUUGAUCGCAAGUUUCUUGCAACACCCCAUUAGUGUAAGACGGGGCACUGGUAUGCAUGCACGUAAAAAUAUGUCCCUAUUUUGCUUUAUACAGCGGAAGGUGUAAUGGAGUGCUGAAGAGCGAUUACUAUUUAUCUGAAGCUAUUUAUCUGAAUAACAAUAAACACACAAUGACAGGCAA
Molecule: messenger RNA, 7614 nt
Organism: Lytechinus pictus (painted urchin)
Lineage: Eukaryota; Metazoa; Echinodermata; Echinoidea; Temnopleuroida; Toxopneustidae
Product: cytochrome P450 4F12-like
Exons: 7
Coding region: 1689-3209 (506 amino acids)
Molecular function (GO): monooxygenase activity; heme binding; iron ion binding
Source: RefSeq, a predicted model, not a curated record